AUGAAUGCCAUUUGGAAGCUGUCCCUGGUAGUUCUGGCCAUGAUGGUGUGUGUUUAUGAGCUGGAUGCCUGCAACGAGGCCAUCUGUGCACCUCUGGUCAGCAAGUGUAUGUUGAUCAAUUGUUGCGACUGUGAGAUGAAUGAUCUUAAAAACUGCACAUGCUGCCGUGACUGCCAAGUGUGUCUUUCGAAGCUGUAUACUGAAUGUUGCUCAUGUGUCGGCUUGUGUCCGCCCCCGGAUCCCACUGAUGAAAUGACAAAGAGCAGCUCUGUGGAGGAUCUACCAGAUCCCAUACCUGAUCUCUUCAAUGUGUUGACUGAAGAGGUGGACCACCAACAGCGAUGGACAACAUUCACUUACGCAGUGGAUUUGGACAAACUGGCUUUCAUCCCAGGUACAGAUAAAGCUGUUAAAAUAAUCACAGUUGGAAAAGCAGAUGAAACAAACGUUCUUAAGGAAGAGCCGGAGCGUAUUCUGGGAAUAAAAAACUGCACUGUGGCAUUUUUUUCGGACUGCAUGUCGAUGGCAAAAUGCAAAACCUCUUGCAAGUCUAUGGGAGCAGCAAAGUACAGGUGGUUUCAUGAGCACGGCUGUUGUCAGUGUGUCGGUAGUUCUUGUUAUGAUUAUGGCCUCAGUGAACCAAAAUGUUUACGCUGCCCAGAAGUGACGGAUCUGGAGUUCAGUGAUCAUGCAUACAAGAAAUGGGUGCAGAAAGAUGUAGUCUAG
Molecule: messenger RNA, 726 nt
Organism: Candidula unifasciata
Lineage: Eukaryota; Metazoa; Mollusca; Gastropoda; Stylommatophora; Geomitridae
Source: the annotation of a GenBank genome assembly